This is a messenger RNA of Diospyros lotus (date-plum), 951 nucleotides long. Its product is annotated as arabinogalactan protein 14-like. The transcript has a single exon. Bases 230 to 415 code for a protein of 61 amino acids. The record is from RefSeq and is a predicted model, not a curated record. NCBI's taxonomy places the organism in Eukaryota, Viridiplantae, Streptophyta, Magnoliopsida, Ericales, Ebenaceae.
AAAAAGGGGCAGCGGGCAGCCCCUUUGAAAAACACGGGCUGCCAUUUGCCAAUGCGCCAUCCAUGUGGUAGCUAGCCUGGCAGGUUUGAUCAACGGUCUCCUCGGGCAGCCUGCCCCUUGUAUUAUAUAACCCACCGUCUCCAUCACCUCUCUCUACUACUCGUCUCUCUCCUCUCCUCUUCUCUUCAUAGCUCCUGCAAUUGCCAAUCGGCUUUCAAGAGAAGAAGAUAUGGAGGCAAUGAAGAUGAAGCUCUUCGUCGCAGUGGCGAUGGCCUUGAUGGCGGCGGCGACCUUCCAGACUGCUGUGGCCGUUGCGGAUGCCCCGGCCCCAAGCCCCACCUCCGAUUCCGCCGUCUUUGUGCCCACAAUUUUCGUCUCUUUCGCGGCGGCCCUGGCAUUCGGCCUCCUCUACUGAUUCGCUUCCUCUCAGCUUUCGUUACGCGUUCAAUUUCAUUUGGUUGUUUCAUCUGAACGAGAUUUGUGUAAACGAGGUUUACGUCUCAGUCUUCUGCUCCGUCUCGAACUACAUUGGAUUUGGGAGGAGGAGGAGGAGAUGGGGGGCUUGCUUCGAUUGGGUUCUCGAUUUCUCAUUCUUUGUCGUCAUUUUUUGUGAAUGUUUUCCCCCAACAUUACCACAUUGCUGUAUCAUUUGCGAUAUAUAUAUAUAUAUUUAUAGAACUGGAUCUUAUCAUUCCCUAUUGUUGAUUCAUGAUCGCGAUCAGUUUUCUUCGAGUUUUGCUGCGGUAUGUAUGCCGUCGGAAUUCUGUUGAUGUCAUUUUCUCUAGAGAUUUAUUAUGUGUGGAAUGAGUGAUGAUCAACAUACGGGUGUGAAGAUGGUGAUUUUGUUGGGCAUAUUCAGCAGCUAGUUCAGUUCAGUGAGUCCUCCAGGAUCGCCAAGGCAAUCUACCUAGGGUUUCGGCGAUUGGCGAUCUCAGACGAGGGCAAUCUAAU